AUGACAGCACACGGAGAGAUCACCCAUCAAGCCAUUUGCUCGUACUUUAUUGGGCCUAAAGCAGAGAAUAUUAGUGAAUUCAAGGCCAAUAUCAAAAACAUCCUGACCGAGCUUGAACAGGCUCGCAAGAGAUACUUUCCACAACCACCAGAUAGAAAGUUCAUCACGCCUGAGAUCAAGAACUCCGAGGAGUUUCAACGCCUUACCAAGAACUUUGGCAAUGCAUACAAGGCUCACAUGAGUACCAAUUUAACUAUGGUCUCACUCCUUGGAUACUUCAUGACCAUGCUCUACAACCCCAACAACCUGGCAAUUAAAGCGAGUCCUUUCUCUACUGCCGCCGAGAUUCUUGUGGGCGAGCAGCUCUGCGAAUUGCUGGGUUACAACAACAAUAAAUACAUUGAGGAUGUGCCUACCGGAUGGGGACAUAUUACCUGUGACGGAACAGUGGCAAAUCUGGAGUCUAUCUGGGUGGCCCGAAACCUGAAGUUUUAUCCCCUAUCUCUCCACCGAGCAAUCAAGGAAGGUCAGCUCAGGUUUGCCGCGAACGACUUCCAUCUGCAAACCUGCUCUGGCACAUCGAAGAAUUUCAUGGACCUGUCAACCUGGGAGCUGUUGAAUCUCAGGCCAGAAACGAUCCUCGACCUUCCAAAGAUGUUGCACAAGCAAUAUGGGGUGUCUCCUACUUUUAUUGAACAGGCUCUGGACAAGUAUAACAUCCAGUCCACGGGCAAAGACGAGCUGGAGCGUUAUUUCCAGAUUGACAAGCCCAUGCGAUACUUUCUUACGAAUACCCGUCAUUAUUCAUGGCCCAAAGGAGGUGGUAAAUUUCUAACCAUCGCCGGCAUUGGCUCUGAAAAUAUGGUCGGGGUCAAGGUCGACGCGGAGGCACGAGUCGAUCUGGUCGAUCUUGUGGCUAAGCUGGAGCAAUGUCUGCGGGAACAGCAAGCGGUAUAUGCUGUGGUUGCCGUGAUCGGGUCCACUGAAGAAGGAGCAGUAGACCGACUAAAUGAGAUACUGAGAAUCAGACAGCGCUUCCAAAAGCGCGGACUGUCGUUCCUUGUCCACGCUGACGCUGCAUGGGGAGGCUAUUUUGCCGCGAUGCUGCCCCGCAGGCUGAUGACAGUAGAAGCUGACUUUGAUCCACUGAAGAGCGUGGAGACCAGUGAACAGGGCUUUGUUCCUGACUUGAGCCUUAAGGUUGAGACCCAACAGGAUCUACUAGCCUUGAAGUGUGCCGACUCCAUCACCAUCGACCCUCAUAAGGCGGGAUAUAUUCCAUAUCCGGCGGGCAGCCUUGUCUAUCGGGACGAGCGUAUGCGCUAUCUGGUGACGUGGACAAGUCCGUAUAUUGGAAGAGGCUCUCUUACCAACAUUGGCAUUUACGGAGUUGAAGGAAGCAAACCCGGAGCAGCUGCCAUGUCAACAUGGCUGUCGAACCAGUGCAUCGGAUUGAAUCAGGAGGGUUAUGGAGCGCUCCUGAGUGAAGCCACUUUUACCAGCACUCGGCUCUCUGCCCACUGGGCUGCAAUGACUACCAAAGACGAUUCUUUCAUCUGUGUCCCUUUGAAUCGAUUACCAUCUGAGGUAAACGGAGGCAAUGUCGAGGACGAAAAGAGAUUCAUUCGAGAAGAGAUUCUGCCCAAAUCUAACCAGGAAAUCUACGACGAUGAUGCCACAAAGCACACAAUGACCCUGCUCCGGGCUCUUGGGUCUGACCUGAACAUCAACGCGUUUGCUCUCAACUGGCGCUACGAAGACGGUCGACUCAAUGAUGAUAUCGAAGAAGCCAACUACUUGAUGUUGCGUGUGGUAAAGGAACUCUCAAUCAGUUCGCCCAACGACGAGCCGACGGACAAGGACCUUUACCUGACAUCAACCGAAUUCAAGCAUGAGGAGUAUGGCAGUUGUGCCGAGUAUUUCAUGGAUCGCCUAGGCAUUGGCCGCUCUCGCCAGAACCUAAUGGUUCUGCGUAACGUAGUCAUGAGUGCGUUUCCAACGGACCACGACUUGAUUGGUGACAUGAUGAAGCGAUUCCGACAGGUGGUUGAAAAGGCAGUCGAGGAGUGCCGUGAACGCAAUGCCAUCAAGCCUGAUAUACACCGCUUCUUCAUCCAAGGAACAAACGAGAUAUACCUCAUCUAUCGGCCACGCUUCCAGGAAGCCCGCUUCCGGCGCCAACUCAUUCUCAGAGCAAGAUUUGAUGACGCUGGGCUGGAGGCAUACAUGAAAGCCAAGACAGGUCGCGAAGUUCUGUAUCUCAACACCACCGACCAGACCUGUCUUGAGUGUCUAUUGAAUGAAGUCAAAACCCACGGAAAAUCUACGUUUCAAGGACAGUUGUUCGAUGCAGCAGGGAACGUCCGGGUCAAUAUCAACGUUUGCGUCUUCCGAGUGAUCAAGAACCGGUCUCUGAACUCCCGCAACCGUGAAGCCGAAUAUCCCACCACGUACAUGCCCUUCUACGUGUACGGAACGGGGACGCAGUGCCAUAUCUCUCACAUCCUUCUUAAGGCUCCAAACAUUGAACUCGGUGCCGCAAAUGUGAAAUUGACCUUGGAUGCCGAUCUGGAGGACGAGGAGCUCGCACGAGGAGCGGUUCUUUGCCUGACAGGUGUUCCCGAGGCAGCGAUGCAGCCAUUUGCAGUCAAGAACACCGACGAUCGAAAGGACUUUUUCUUCCGUCCCGGGCAGGAAUUUCAAGUCAAGAUUUGGAGGGAUCUGAAGCGCGCAGACGAAAGUGGACCUGAUCUGUUGCCGGACUCGCUCGAUGACUUUGGUCCAGAACUGGCAUCAGGAACGGUCAGGCUGCAGAACGAGGUCCUGGUGGAUGCAAAAGAGGUCAACAAGGAUCCAUUUGAUAAGGAGAGUGGAGAAGAGGAAAAUGAAAAGUGGCGCGACCUGUUCCAGGAGAUUCGAGAUCAGUUGAAGUGA
Aspergillus fischeri NRRL 181 is the source of this 2934-nucleotide messenger RNA. RefSeq names its product pyridoxal-dependent decarboxylase conserved domain protein. Gene Ontology annotation, molecular function: pyridoxal phosphate binding; carbon-carbon lyase activity. Gene Ontology annotation, biological process: carboxylic acid metabolic process. Bases 1 to 2934 code for a protein of 977 amino acids. Lineage: Eukaryota; Fungi; Ascomycota; Eurotiomycetes; Eurotiales; Aspergillaceae. The record is from RefSeq and is a predicted model, not a curated record. The transcript is spliced from 9 exons.